Phycomyces blakesleeanus NRRL 1555(-) is the source of this 942-nucleotide messenger RNA. RefSeq lists its product as hypothetical. Lineage: Eukaryota; Fungi; Mucoromycota; Mucoromycetes; Mucorales; Phycomycetaceae. The record is from RefSeq and is a predicted model, not a curated record. The coding region runs from base 76 to 507 and encodes 143 amino acids. The transcript is spliced from 3 exons.
CAACCCUUCUUCCUUUUUCUUCUUAAUCUUCUUCUCUCAAGCCCCCCUUUUUUAUUGUUAUAUAUAUUUUCUGUCAUGUUCCAUCGCAGUAGCAUCUUGAUGCAGAUAUUGUUCAUCCUCUGUACACUCCUACUACUGGUGUCAUGUCGACCAUACGAAAUUAGAAAGUCCGGAGGAGCAGAAUCAUUAGAGCUCUCUAGACCCAGUCAGUUUCAAAUGGAUGUCUAUUCUCGACCCAGUCGAAGAGGCACAGUACAGCGCAUUCGAUCAAAGAGAAAGAGAAGCGUCUCUACACCUUGUUGGAAUUUGCAAUCAAAGCAUGUAGGCUCAAUAGAUCUAAAUGAUCCCUUGACAAAAAUAACGUUCUACAGGUCUCCGGAAUGUCAGGGUGCUCCUGUUCGGGUACUCCAGGGCACCAGCACCAAACAGCUCAAUAUAAAAGCCCGGUCCGUUAAAGUUGUCCGGAUCCGGCCAAUCUAUUUCUCCACGCCUGAAGACUCCUCAUAAUAUCAUCUAUACAUACACCACCAACACCAAGAAAGUAAUACCAGUAACAACAGCAACGAUAAUAAUAAUCCACAUGUACAGUUAAAUCAACAGCACGCAAAAAAACCCCCAACUCCUUUGGAAUCCUAAGCACGCUUAAUUCUCAAUGCCAAGAAACCAACAAAAAAAAUCAAAAUCAAAAACAAUGAAUUGAAUUGAAUUGAAUUGAAACUUGUAAUAAUCUUAUUUAUAUUUUAAAAAAGAAUAGAAAGAAAAAUCUUAAUUAAUUUGAUUCUUUGGGUGAAUCUAUGUAAAUAGAUACACACCAACACACCCACACAUAUACAUAUAUAUAUAUACAUACAUAUACAUUACAUACAUAAACAAAUAAGAAUUUUACCAUUCCUAAUACAAAUAUAUUUAAUAAACAAUAUACACCUGUCUUUAUUAAAUUAC